This is a messenger RNA of Caenorhabditis remanei, 711 nucleotides long. RefSeq lists its product as uncharacterized. NCBI's taxonomy places the organism in Eukaryota, Metazoa, Nematoda, Chromadorea, Rhabditida, Rhabditidae. The transcript has 5 exons. Bases 1 to 711 code for a protein of 236 amino acids. The record is from RefSeq and is a predicted model, not a curated record.
AUGAAUUGGGUGAGAGAAGGAAGAGGAUGGACACAUUUCACACUUGCAAUUGAGAGCUUGCUCAGAGCACUCGGAUCAAAUCGUGGGAUGGAUUCGAUACGAUCACCCAUUUUCCAACUGUUGGCAACAUUCUGCUUUGUGAACGGUGCUCCAAUUCUACCCAACGUUCAAACUGGAUAUGUACCCAUAUUUGGAAAUCGAGUAACCCUGGAACCCAUCACCUUCACCUUCACAACUCCGCCUCCGAAAUCACAUAACGGGCUGAGAAACUUCCCCACGUUGAGACCAUUCUCCUCGUCUGAAUUUUUGAAUGCUCUCCCAGGACCGCCGAUUCAGAACAAUUAUCCACAGAAUAAUCAUAUCCAAGAAUUCACGUAUGAAGUACAGAUGCCAACUCAUCCCAGACCAUUCGUAGCGGCCACCCCAGUGUAUAGUCAAGCACAUAUUUAUAAAUCAAUGCAAGCAUCUCUUCAACAAGAUGUCUACGCCACGUACCGCACCAUGUGGAAGCAAAUGAUGGAUACUUGGUUGAGGCUACGGAGUCACCUGAUGUCAGAGGGAGUCGAGGCAGACUGGCACGUCUUCUGGCAGAAAUUCACUGGAACCGUUGAACCAUACAUGACAACAAUUAGCAAUCAAGUUGGCAAGUUUCUCAAUGUCUUCUUGAAACAUCAACACGAGAAAGAAGUGAAAGAAUCGACAUGGGGGUGA